This is a messenger RNA of Dendroctonus ponderosae (mountain pine beetle), 1149 nucleotides long. RefSeq lists its product as uncharacterized. The coding region runs from base 273 to 1037 and encodes 254 amino acids. The record is from RefSeq and is a predicted model, not a curated record. NCBI's taxonomy places the organism in Eukaryota, Metazoa, Arthropoda, Insecta, Coleoptera, Curculionidae. The transcript is spliced from 4 exons.
CAGUGGUUUGGUCGAUUAAAGUGCAAGGUGAAGGCAGCAUAAAGUAAAGGACGAAGAAAGAUUCGGGUGACCCAGUGACCUGCAAAGCGGUUAAAGACACUGAGGAAAACAUUUUUCGAGGCAUGGUUGGCAACCUAACCGUCGCCAAAGAGAAGAACCGAAGCAAAGAGUUGUGAAAAGCGUGUGUCGCAUAUUAAAAGUGGCGACGAGCUUUCAAUUCGUUUAAAACCGAUAUUCCAAUGCAAACCUAAUCAUCAGAAAUUUAGUGAAACAUGCGGGCGUGCGUGCUCUUUCUUCUUGUUGCGGCCUUUUCAUUUGGCAUGCCACAUUUGUCUUCGGCUGCGGACAUAUUCGGUUACUUCCUGGCAGAUCCAGAUGCCGAAGGUAGAGAAAGCGAAGAUGAAAAUUUAAGAACUUGCGAAUGUCGAGAAGCAACAUGCAUGUGCUGUGUGGACUUCAAUUUGACCUACAUCGAUUUGGGAGGUCCAGGUUGUGUGCAAAUGAAGUAUAUCUCCCAAGAAAAAGGACUGAAACUGAAUGUCUCAUACGGUGAAAGUCUUUUACAUAGCCAAGAGGUGAAAGGACCUAAUCCCGAUGCGACAUGCAUGUCCUUACUGACGGAUAUUGCCGGAAUAUGUGCCCGGUUUUCGAAUUUGUUACCGCACAACGAGGGUCUUAGAGGGUGUUUACUUCUUGAGCCUAAGUUAUUGAAGGCGGUUACAGCCACUUUUAAAAUAGGCUGUUUUACCAUGGGUCCUGAUGGGAUGAAGCUCGAGGAAGGAAAUGCCACUGCUUCCGAGCCCCAGCUAGUCGAAAAUUUAACCGAAGGCCCUCAAAACCAGAAUGAGUCUGCAAUCAUCAACGAAGACUUGCUCAGUGUAGUAAAUGAGACGGCCGAGAAAGGACUGGCAUUUUUGGGUAGUCUAUUUGGACUAACCUUUGAAGAGUCGGCAGACACGGAAACCGAUGGUAUAACUAAUGAUCACAUUGGCGCUAGUGAAACCACUAAGCCAAAUAACACUGCAGAUUUGACCUGAUAAGGGAUGCAAUGGGCUGCUGAUCUAAAUCAUCGAUGAAGAAGGCACUACCACUACUAUAAGCACCAUGUAUACUUUUUGUGAACUUGGAAAUUAUUUAUUUUUUUUAGUU